AUGGUUGCAUUUGCAUUUUCAUUGGUUAUAGUUCUGUUCUCAUGUCUGAUGAUCAGCAGCAGAGCCAUAACUGUUACACCUUCAGUGGCCUGCAAUACAGAGAAGUUUGGCAAAGAAGAUCCUUUCAGGGUAGAGCUUCAUCGUGUACUCGCUGAUCUUGUCCGUCUCACGCCAAUGUCUAACAGCUUAAAACACCACAGCUCAGGCUCAUAUUCGGUAUUCGGCUUCGCGCAAUGCUCGAAAUUAUAUAUUCGUGAUGUCUGCAAAUCUUGCCUUGAGGGUGCAGUGCAUAUUAUUCACACACACUGCGGUCGAACUAUUGGAGCACAAGUUGAGAUGGAUGAUGUGUGCUUCAUUCGAUAUGAAAAUCAUAAGUUUUGA
This is a messenger RNA of Dioscorea cayenensis subsp. rotundata (Guinea yam), 381 nucleotides long. Its product is annotated as antifungal protein ginkbilobin-like protein. The transcript has a single exon. NCBI's taxonomy places the organism in Eukaryota, Viridiplantae, Streptophyta, Magnoliopsida, Dioscoreales, Dioscoreaceae. The record is from RefSeq and is a predicted model, not a curated record. Bases 1 to 381 code for a protein of 126 amino acids.